ACAACAACUAACUUACUUACUUGAACUUAGUACAUGUAUGUAAAAAGGAAACUGGCCUUGAAUUAAUGAUCUCUACCAAAACGAGCCAAACUAGCUCUAGUCAAAGCUAGUUUGUUCGUGGGUGAUCACAUGUGUUCGUACUGCAAUCUGUUUGAAAGAAAAGAUAUUGGUUCACUCACUCAUGGAUGGACUCAAUUUACCUCUACUAGCUCUAGUCUGAAAUCAAUGGCAUUACAUGAGUUUUACAGGGAUACUAGUACUUAGCAGUCAGAGACUUUUCAACGAGGAAUUUCAGAAUGGCUGGAGACAACAACGAAGUGAAACUGGAGGAGAUUGUACUUGGUGUGCAAGAUGUAUUUCCGAACAUCAGUCAAGAUCGCAUUAGACGGGUUUGUCAACAUUACGUUGCAGAGAAGCUUCCCCACCCCCUUGGAAAUGCCGUGGAUUAUUUUCUGUCACAUCCCGAAAGUGGACCAUUGGACACACCGGGAAAGCCAACGACAUCUGUACCAAUUGUGCAUUUGAGUAGUGAUUCGGAUGACGACAUCAGCAUUCUUGUGCCGCCACCAGGUGCUGCACAGCAUGGACGUGCUCAUGCUGUGCCGGUGUGCAGCAAUGCAGCAGUAGACCUUGGCAUGCCGACAUCGGUGCUGUCAUCAACAGGAGUGUCCUCCAGUAUUACGGUGGCCACGUCGACGCCGGUGCGGUCGUCUAAAGGAGCCGCCUCCAGUGUGGCGAACACGCCGACUAAGGUCGGGGUUGCAUCAAGUACUGUUGCCAGAAGCACGCCACGGCAAGCGCAACAGCUGCAUCUCACUCCGCAGACAAACAGCACAGUUGUACGCAAAUCGGUGGCAGCGAGCACAUCAACUCCAACCAGAGGCAUGGAUGCGGCAAAUCCGAAUACUGUUGGCAUUGGCCGUACAUCUAUCGAUUCUGCACAACACCCCGAGCAGCCUUUAUUGCAGGAGGAUUUGCACGAGCGGGUUGAGGUUGGUGCUGCACUUGCUGCUGUUGCCACGUCCGAACAGUUAUCUCCGUUAUUCACUGGUGAUGCGACGGAUGGCGCGAUGAACAGACACUACAACCAAGUUGGUGCAGCGAUCACUAGAGUGAGUACUCUUACUACUGGUGUUGCUGGUGCUACUGCUACUGCUGGUGCUGGUCCUGGUGUUGCUGGUGCUGGUAAUGUGCGCCCCAGUCUGUCAUAUCGUAGCUUCGCAGAGCCUGCCAUGACUGCCACUAGCAUGACACGGGACACUUCUCAAAUGGCGCGUGCGUCUAAUAAUCCACACCAGGGCGGUCUUGUUUCCCCAGUGUAUCCUCCUGCCCAAAACCUAGAAGAUUUUCUUCUGGCUAGGCCAGCGCAGGGUGAAACUGGACGAAUGCCACCGCUAUUAAGAAAACCGCUUGCUGUUGGUAAGGAUAAGGAUGUCAUGGUCACUGCCAAUCCAUUCCAAGGCACUAGUGCCACACUGCCGAGUCCUGGUCGCUUUCCACAGCCGCUGCUGCCAGUGCGUGCAACCUUACCUAGGCCAGUUCGAGCACAUAUGCCAGGAGAAUUCAUGGACAACCCCAUUGCCACUGGGUACAUGCCACCCUGUCGUAAUCCUACACGCCCGCCGGAACUGGAACAUCGCCGGAGAAUUCAGCAACUCCAGCAAACCUUGCAGCAGAAAUUGAAUCAGCGGCAUCAAGGAGCAGAGGGACCGUGGCAGGACCUGGAGCAACACCAGCAGGAAGCAGACCUGCACCUGUAUGCAGCACAACAGUUGCAACAACAGCUGCAGCGGCAACGGGAACUGCAACAACAGGAACAGCAGCAGCGGCAGCAACAGGAACAGCAGCGGCAACAACAGCAGCAGCAACAACAACAGCAGCAGCUACAACAAGUGCAACGGCAACUGCAGCAAAUUCAACCCCACCAAUUUCAACUGCCUUUGUUGGCUGGUGCAACUGCUGUUGCGACCCCAGCCCCUACUGCUCACCUGGAUUUGGAAGCUGGCGAUAAUGAACGUGUGCAACCUGUUGCACAGAAGCCUGCAUUUUACAUGCAUGAAGUCAAGCAGCGAGUGAUGAGUAUGUUUCCUGAUAUUGAGGAGCAUUAUCUGGAAGAUCUGAUCAAUACGCACUCAGAUGAUCAUGCUAAUCGAGUGUGCAACUACCUGUUAGAACAUUCUGGUUUUCCUUGUAAUCCGUCCACGAAGAAAAAGAAGGCGGUGGCUGCAUCGAGUGCUGCUAUUGACUACUUGAAAGAUGACAGACGACUGGAUAUGCACAUGUGUAGUGGUGCUAAUCGCUUGUUGCUCUCUGAUUUCCCACAAGUUGCUGCUGCCGACAUUAAAACCGUCUUGAAGCAGUACGGUCACCAUUACUCUCCAGCACGGCAGCACAUUGAGAAAUGUCUACGCGACAAUAUCGUAGUUGGCUUCGAACAGCAACUCGUCGAAGGAACGAAACUUCAAGCGGCCCAGAACACCCUGUCGGCACUUGAGGUGCCAGCACAGCCAGCGCAGGGUUGGAAGGCGGAAACGGAUGCCCGGUUACAGCAGGCCCUCAAGGAUCAAGUCAAUAAGCUGCUGGACGCGCCACCACCCGGCCUUCCGCUCAAGGCGUAUGACAACUACAAACGCCACUGUGUCAAAUACAUUCGCACGUUACUUCCCAGUAGGCGGCUCAUCAGUGCUCAUAGGGUCAGCAAGAUGGCAACAGAUCUUGUCAACUGCGCACGUGCCGGUGAUGUACAAAAUGAAGCAGCAAAGCAGACUGCCGCUACUACGGGGCAAAAUAAGCCGCAACAACCGCUUGCUUUGUUAAAGUUCCACCGGAAAGUGUCCCGUCCACAAAACCUGCCGGAAGAGCUGAAAACCGAAGUAGACUACUAUGAAAAGCAUCUCAAAAUUAAUUUUGAGGAGAAACAAAGCUCACAACCAGCAGCCACAGCGGACAGUGCCGACGCGGAAGUGGAUGAAGGGCAGCUGAUGGAGUGUGGCUGCUGUUAUGGCGACGUCUCCAUUGAAAAGAUGGUCCAGUGCACGGAUGGUCAUCUGUUCUGUGAGGGAUGUCUGUGUUCCUAUGUCAAGGAAGCCGUGUAUGGCCAGGGAAAAUCACAGCUCGCCUGCAUGACUGAUGGCUGUGACUCAACAUUCAUGAAGAGCCAAUUGCGAAAGGCACUGACUGAAGAUGUGCUGAGCAAAUAUGAUGAGCGUGUGCAGGAGGAGUCAAUUCGACUGGCUGAGAUGGCUGGACUUGUGCAGUGUCCGUUCUGUGACUUCAAGGCGCUGAUGGCACCCGACGAUAAGGUGUUCCGCUGUGCUAAUGACGCCUGUCUGAAGGAAUCAUGCCGCUAUUGCCAAGAAGAGUGGGACGACCAUUUCGGAAAACCGUGCAGCGAGGUGGAGAAGAGGGACGAGACGAAGAUGAGAACGCGAGUUGAGGAGAUGAUGACGGAGGCAAAGGUUCGGAAAUGCGCUAAAUGCCACACGGAAUUUACCAAAGAAAGUGGCUGCAAUAAGAUGACGUGCCGUUGUGGAGCUUCCAUGUGUUAUGUGUGCCGCAAAGCAAAGAUCACCUACCAGCACUUCUGCUCACAUGUACGCAAUCCAGGCCAAGACUGCAAACAGUGUAAAGCAUGCAGCUUGUGGACGGAUACAAAGGCGGACGACGCUCAGGCUAUAAUUGAAGUCCGAGAAGAAUUCAAGCGUAAACGAUUUGUGGAAACUGGUGAAGAAUUCGACAAGUUGAUUGGUCCUCCGCCCGAUGAUGAUGGUGAUGGCGGGCCAGCAAAGAAACGAAAGAAAACGUGAAUGGUGUGGUGGUGGUGCUUCGGUGUUCCUUCUGACACGAAAACGUCACCGCUGUGCGCCACGUGGUAACAUGGGACAAUCGUGAAAACCAGUCAGGUGCUGGUUUGUGUGGAAGCUGCCUACGUGCAUACCUGGUCAUGUGUAAAGAACUCUAUUAAAUACGUCACCAAGUAAUUAGUUGCAUACGCAGAAGCUAAGCUAAUCAACACUGGGUGAUUAAACAGUUCUACCUAUGCACCUAUUUUUGGUGAUGAUGAUGAUGAUGAUGAUGUCAUGAUGAUGUCAUGAUGAUGAUGAUGAUGAUGAUGAUGAUGAUGUCAUCAGUAACACUAUCUUCAUUCAGUUCCGUGAUCUACGAUGUCAUCAUGACUCCACUUUGAUGACCGCUGGGCAUAUUCAUACUUUGUAGUCAGAGGGUUGAGUGGCUUCAACACACAACGAUGUCAGCCACGGUGAUUUCUAUUCAGUUCCUUAUUGUUCAGGAUCAUUGACCAACUCUCCUUCUCUUGUGCAUGCUGCGCAUUGGAUUUGACAUGGCUUUGUGUAGUAUUGUACACACACACACACACACACACACACACACACACACACACACACACACACACACACACACACACACACACACACACACACACACAC
This is a messenger RNA of Sycon ciliatum, 4445 nucleotides long. RefSeq lists its product as uncharacterized. Gene Ontology annotation, biological process: proteasome-mediated ubiquitin-dependent protein catabolic process; protein linear polyubiquitination. Gene Ontology annotation, molecular function: ubiquitin binding; ubiquitin-protein transferase activity. The record is from RefSeq and is a predicted model, not a curated record. Gene Ontology annotation, cellular component: LUBAC complex. The transcript is spliced from 22 exons. The coding region runs from base 297 to 3806 and encodes 1169 amino acids. NCBI's taxonomy places the organism in Eukaryota, Metazoa, Porifera, Calcarea, Leucosolenida, Sycettidae.